This is a messenger RNA of Beta vulgaris subsp. vulgaris (sugar beet), 1619 nucleotides long. RefSeq lists its product as hypothetical. The transcript has 5 exons. The record is from RefSeq and is a predicted model, not a curated record. Gene Ontology annotation, molecular function: calcium ion binding. The coding region runs from base 264 to 1367 and encodes 367 amino acids. Lineage: Eukaryota; Viridiplantae; Streptophyta; Magnoliopsida; Caryophyllales; Amaranthaceae.
UACUCCCACAGUCCCACCCAUUAUUAUAAAUAAAAGCGGUGUAAGAGCACGAGGAAUAGCUGAGAAUAAUAGAUACAAAGAUAAAUUUAGAACCAAUUUCACAAGUUACACACUCAAAAGUGAGCUCUCAAUUAAUAACAACUUUCAAUUGGGUACUUAAAAAUUAAAAAUAAUUUGUGGGUUUUUCUGGGUUUUUUGUGGGUACGUGAAUUUGUUUUUUUUUUUUUUUAAAAAAAAAAAAUUAGGUAAAAAAAUUUGAUCCAAUGGAUGGGAAGAAAAAGGGGUUGGAAGGAGGGCAGGUAUUGGACGGUUCAGAUAUAAUGGAGUUAGUUGAAAAUAAAGAGGUGUUCAGUAAAUAUGUGGAUCAUAAGUUCAAAGAGUUGGAUUGUGAUAAUGAUGGUAAGUUGUCAGUGAAAGAACUUCAACCUGCUGUUGCUGAUAUUGGUAUUGCUCUUGGUCUUCCUCCUAAGGGUUCUUCUCCUGAUUCUGAUCACAUCUAUUCUGAGGUUCUGAAUGAAUUCACUCAUGGUAAAGAGGAGAAAGUGAGCAAGAGUGAGUUCAAAGAAGUUUUGUCGGACAUCCUUAUAGGCAUGGCAACUGGACUAAAGCGAGACCCCAUUGUCAUCCUCCGUAUCGAUGGUGAAGAACUCAAAGAAUAUAUAAAUAGCCCUACUUUUGAAAUGGAUAUGGUGUUAAUUUUCUCCGAGAUUGCAAUACCUAAUGGAACUACCCGCGAUUUCAUUGUCAAGGCUUUGCAAAAGCUCGGUGUUGAUCAUGGAUUGCCUCCUACUUCGGACCCUUGGGUUAUGAGCAAUAUUGUGGAACCAGCUUUUGACUCUUUUACUCGGGACUGUAGUAAUGAACAACAACCAGUCUCUCAGGAGACUUUCUUGGUGGAACUUAAGAAAGUACUCGAGAUUAUAGUUGAGCGUCUUAAAGAGCAGCCUGUGAUUGUUGCACAUACUGAGAACACCUAUGAUGGAAGUGGAAUCAAGAAUCUUCUAGCUAACAAGUUUGAAACAGACAAGGUACUGAAUGCGACACUGGAAACUCUACCCAGAGAUAAGCAUGGAAGAAUGUCGAAGGAGCACCUUCGACUGGCAUUAGAUUCAUUGGCUUCAUCUGCUGGUUUGCCUCCUUAUGGUGCUAUUGUUGAGAUGGACAAUGUUAUCAAUGAAGUGUUGAAGAUGGUGGGUGCUGAUGACGGGAAACUUGUAAAAGAAGAAGAGUUCAAGAAGCUGUUGUUGGAGAUCUUAGGGAGUAUGAUGUUACAAUUAGAAGGUAACCCUGUAUCGGUUUCUACUAACUCGGUUGUGCACGAGCCCCUUGCCGAUCCUUCAUCGUUUUUGCAGACAUCGACCUCAUGAUCUUCUUAGCUGUGUUACUGAUAUUGCAUAUUUGCAUAUAGCAAUAACAAACCAGGCUUAAAUCUAGAUUCUGUCUAAAAUCACUUGUGUUGUAACUGUAUGAAAAUUUCAGCUCAUGGCAUUAGUAAAUCUUUGUGUUGUUAAUGUUUUGUAUACCGUGUAUCUAUUGUACUUCAGUCAUGUAUUACUUGUAUUCAAAAGGGUUACUUUGUUAGUGUUCUGCUUGAGCAAUGUGAAUGUAUGUAUUGUUAA